CAGCCGCGCGGGGGCGCCGGGCGCGAUUGUCAGUCCCACUCGGAGCGACGUACCGACCGAUCGCCUCGCGCACCGCUAACGCUCCAUCUCGCGAAUCUAACCUCUCCGUACACGAACUAUUCCAACUUUGUGUUGCUUACCUUCGCGUCCGCAAGCUUUGAAAUUGAAGAAUUCAUUGGUCAAUUAAAUCGCGUUAAACCAUGACACUGCGUUGACAUAGUCGUCAUAAGUCGUCAGAGUGUGUGAAUGUGGUGUUGGGCGCCCCGGCGAGGACUUAGCGGCGCAUGAGCGCGGGCGCCGCCGCAGCGGAUGUCCACGCCGCUGCCCAAGUGGUGGAUCGUGCAGUUUGGAAUGCCAGCAGCUCUUGACCUAACUAGGUACAAGAGCGGGGUGCGCUCAGUGAGGAGCGGGGCCGGCGGCGGCGCGGAAGAGGCGCGGCGCGGCGGCCUCAAGGCGCUGCCGAAGCGCGCCCGCACCCGCUGCAGGGGCAUGAACAUGGGGCAAAAGCUGUCCGGCGGUGUCAAAUCGGUGUCGCGGGAGUGUUCGGCGCCGUACAAGGCGGUGGUCGCGCGCGAGCUGGCUCCCGAGCCGCCGCGGCCGGCGCGCCUCGACGCACUGCUCGACGCGCCGCCCGCGCAUCCGGAGAUGCAGCUCAAGCAUGCCUGGAACCCGGGCGAUAGAUCACUAAACAUAUUCGUAAAAGAAGAGGACGCGUUAACGUUUCACCGGCACCCGGUGGCACAGAGCACAGACUGCAUCCGCGGGCGUACCGGUUACUCGCGGGGCCUACACUGUUGGGAGGUGGUGUGGCCGUCGCGCCAGCGCGGCACGCACGCCGUCGUCGGGGUGGCCACGCAGCACGCGCCGCUGCACUCCGUCGGAUACCAGAGCCUAGUCGGCGCUACGGAUCAGAGCUGGGGAUGGGACCUCGGGAGAAAUAAGGUGUACCACAACGCGAAAGGCACGGGCGGCAGCGGGACGACGUACCCCGCGCUGCUGCGGCCCGACGAGCAGUUCAUGGUGCCGGACCGCGUGCUGGUGGUGCUGGACAUGGACGAGGGCACGCUGGCCUUCUGCGCCGACGGGCGCUACCUCGGCGUGGCGGCGCGCGGCCUGCGCGGCAAGACGCUCUUCCCCAUCGUCUCCGCCGUCUGGGGGCACGCCGAGAUCACCAUGAAGUACAUUGGCGGCCUCGAUCCGGAGCCGCUGCCGCUGAUGGAGCUGUGCCGGCGCGUGAUCCGGCAGCGCGUGGGCCGGCCGCGCCUGCGCGCCGCCGCCUCGCGCCUGGCGCUGCCGCCCGCGCUCACCGCCUACCUGCUCUACCGCGCGCCCUAGUACCACGUGCGCGCCCGCCAGCAUCGCCGGCACCGUCUGCACCCGCACCCGCACCCGCACCCGCGCCCGACCGAUACCGACACCUAGAACGAUACGUGCAUUCAUUCCUUUUUACUCCUCCUAUUUGGUACCUGUUGAUUUUUACUCAAAAGUGUCCCAAGUCUACUCGACGAUGACGCUAACAUUAAUGUCCUCGGAUUAUCGCGCCGUUCUCCAAAAGCGGUCCUCGUGCUAUGUAGAUAAUAUUUUCGACCCGAAACGUUUCCGAUACGAAACUGACAAAAGUAAAAACGAACCGGACCCGCCUCUCGUCAAUAUUUACUAGUCUUUUCGACGCCCGCCCCCGGUCUUCGUGAAAUUAUAAGAUAUCAAAAAAAUUCAUAGUUUGACCGAGACGAACGAGUCUGCGGCGAUUUUGAUAGCCCGGACUGUGCAAAUGUUAUUUUAAACGUCAAACUUCUAUGAAAUUAUGCAGUCUACUAUGAAAAUCGUUGCACAGUUGUCUUGGUCCAACUCUCUAACACGUAAAACGGCCAAAUAACUUGAGUAAAAAUAAAUGAAUUCAAAUAUGGUUCCGGAUGCGGAACCCCGACUUUACGCGAGUGGAACUCUUAUGUACAAGCUCACGAGCCCGUCCGUAGACUAUGCCCGUGAUUAGGCGUCCGCUGAAUUAGCUCAACAUAGAAAAUUUGUCUGACGAGACAUCAAGCGCUUGCAAUGUGACUACAAACACGCGUGUACGCUCCACGCAGAAACAUAUGUUUUUUACAGACACCUAUAUCUUGUCCCUCAAGAUGUAUCUGCGUAACGACCUGACGACGCACCAUUAGGUUUGUUAAAUGAUAUGACGAAUUGUUACUGAGCGAUAGAAUCUUCUACCAAUCGAUUUUAGAAGCAUGAUGAGUGCAUUCGCCAAGAGAACGGUGUUUCAAUGCAGACGUGUAACAUUUAAUUUUCACUAGAACCGUCAGCGCCUAUUCCAAAUGACAUUACCUUCUUGCACUGACUGAUUUUUGUUAAAAUAAAUAUAAUGACGUAGUGGCGUAGUAUCUACGAAUAUGGACGUGUGGAACCUAUAACACCAAACAAAUAUUGAAAACAAUUUUAUUAUAGAAGACAUUUGAUUAUUUUGAUUUGCAUUGCAACAUACCUUAAAUUUAUUUUUAUUUCAAUAAUUACUGUGAUAAUAUUUUAUUGAUUAAUCAAAGUCAGAAUUUAUAUAAAUAGUGAUGAAUAAUUUUUUCAAACAUUUAAGUUUGCAAUGAUAGCGAUAUCUCCUAUGCUCCGAAAGGGCAUUUCUCAUAAAAUUAAUGUGAAUUGUAUCGCCUAAUUAAUUUUGAAAGUGUAAUGGUGGGCUAGUUCCGGGUAUCGUUACCUCGAAUCGCGACGAAUUGACGAUUUAUAUACGACACUAUUUAUAAGUUAGAUGUGGCAGUAAAUAUUGCGAUGUAUUUACAUUGUCCUGUAAUGCAAGCCGCACGUUUUAAAGCCAUAUUGAUCUCUUAAACAAUACGAUUUCUGCCGUGACUCUCUCGGGUGACGGCAGAGAGGAGUGUUUCCUCGUUAAGAAGUAUAUAUUAUUGUAGAACAACAGGCGGAGCCUCACCGCUCACAGCGUGUCGGCCGCCCCUCUAGGCCAGUGUGUAUCGUUGGCGAUCUUACUAACUAUUAUAUAGCUCACUAAGCGACUGGUUUAUUUUUUAGUUUAGUACCUUUAAUUCCUAUGUAAAAAACGUGUGAGUGUGUAAUGUAUAUAAUAUACGCAUUAAUCCGCAGGAAGUUAACAUGUCACCCGGGGAUUAUUUUAGAUGUACAUUUCUGAAAGUUUUGCUUUAAGACGAUUCCUAGUAUGUAUUGGUAUGAUUUGCAAGUCGAUCGCUCCUCGUUAAGUCUUCUGUUUUACGACUUAGUAUGUAGAUUGCAAUUAAAGAUAAAUAGUAUCGUGAAAGCACUGUACUAAUCGACUCGUCAGCCAUUUUUGACCCAAAUUAGUUGUAUCGUAACCUAAAAAUGUGUAAGUACUUCCAUUUUAAUAAGAAUUUUUUCGUAUGUAGACGUACGGCAUGUAGGCGUCCCUCGUGGAAUCCACUUUUGUACGAUGUUGAUAUUCCCAUUUUAUCUCCGAUAUAAAAAUAUAUUAGACGUAAACCGUUUAGUUGACUUUCGGGAGAUGUUAUUUUUUGACGCAGCAUUAUUUGUAAUAAGAGUUUCAUGUGAAUAUCGACAUGUUAUACGUAAAUAGACGAUGAUAAACUGCCAAAUGCGAUGAUUGUGUGCGUAGUGUGCGUGUGAGAGCGUGUGCGAGAAUGUGUGCGUGGAGACGGAGCGUGCGUGCGAGGCGAGGGACGAGUGGCGAGGAAUGUGCGAGGAAGCGCGUUAGAAUAUUUUUGUUGCGUAAGUGAUAUAAACAUGAUAUACACCAAACUUGAUGUAACUGUUGCCACGGCCCCUUACGAUAAACCCCUCACUGAAGGACCAACGAUUUCUCGUUUCGAAAUACCCAAAGUAUAGUUUGUUUGCAUUCGAAUUCUUUCAUCUUACCUCCCACUUCUCUCAUAUCCCAAUAAGGGGUUUACUGUAAAGGAUUGUCACGUUAGUAGCAAAAAGUAACCAUUUGAAUUGUAUGAACCGUCUUUAGUCCUGUAUAUAUAGUUUAUCAUUUUGCGGUGUUUAAUGACUACAUUAUAAGUGGAAAUGCAUUUUAGUUUUAUAAGUUUAGGCAAUAUUUUUAAAAGAUCAUUUCUAACGGAUAACUGCGAUUGACAGUCGGAAUCUCUUAGAUACAAUGAUUUAAAAAAAAAAUAGGAAAACGAUUGGAAUAAAUAUAAAUGGUUAAGAAAAUAAUAAAUGAUAAAGAAUUGAAAA
Molecule: messenger RNA, 4200 nt
Organism: Cydia strobilella
Lineage: Eukaryota; Metazoa; Arthropoda; Insecta; Lepidoptera; Tortricidae
Gene: gus
Product: protein gustavus
Exons: 6
Coding region: 310-1335 (341 amino acids)
Biological process (GO): proteasome-mediated ubiquitin-dependent protein catabolic process
Cellular component (GO): SCF ubiquitin ligase complex
Molecular function (GO): protein binding
Source: RefSeq, a predicted model, not a curated record